This is a messenger RNA of Prorocentrum cordatum, 961 nucleotides long. The record is from the annotation of a GenBank genome assembly. NCBI's taxonomy places the organism in Eukaryota, Dinophyceae, Prorocentrales, Prorocentraceae.
AGCCGCGGCUCGAGCCGGCGGGGGUGCCCUCGACCCUCCCACCCUCCUCUUCCCCGAGGAGGACUGUUCCUUAUUGCAGCGUCUUGACUGCAGUCGAGGAGCUCCCUCGCUCCUCUGGCUCGCCGCCUCCAAGCGAUGCUCCGCCUUCCGCACCUUGCCACGGCCUGAGCCGGCGGGGGGCGCCGGGGCUGCCCAGAGGCGGCGGCGCGGCGGCUGCGCGGGCGCAGCCUCUCUGCCCGCGCGGCGGCGGGCGCGCCCCUCGCGCGGCCUGGGGCGCAGGAGACCAGCGUGCACGGAUGAGGUCGCUGGACGCCUUCGGGCGCCCGCUGCAGGAGUUCCAGGUGAGGACGGGCUGCGGCGGUUGCCUCUCCGUCGGCUCGCUCUGCGCGGUCCCUCCGGUCUUCCUGUCCGAGCUCCGGUACUUCCUGGAGUUCGACCUCAAGGACGAGACGGUGAUCGACCAGAACCAGGACCAGAAGCACCUCAACAUCACGUUGAACGUCACUCUCCCAGAGGUGCCCUGUGCCGUGCUCAGCCUGAACCUGAUGAACCCGAAGAAGGGGAACGUCAUGCACGUCGCCCACGACAUCUACAAGACCCGGCUGUCGCCCGGGAGGGGCAGGGCGCUGGGGGUCAGAGUCCGCGACAGCCUGCUCGACGUGGCCCAGACGCCCCAGGAGCUGGCCGAGGCGGCAGGCGGCGGCACCACGGUGCGGACCACGCACUCGACGGCGCACCUGCGGUGCCACUCCUGCUUCCAGAGCCACGAGGACGAGGCAGGCCUUCCCUCCUCCCGCGGGCGGUGUUCGGAGCUCGUGUGAUGGGGUUCAGCGCUAAGGGGGGCCCGACCCCCGGGUUGAGGCCACGUCGUCGUCGUCGUCGUCGUCGUCGUCGUCGUCGUCGUUCGUCGUCGUCCUUCUGCUCCUCCUCGUGCUCCCCCUCCUCCUCCUCCUCCUCCUCC